AUGAGGCUGAAGCUGUUGAACGGUGCACCCCUGUGCGAGCACCUUGACUUCAGCGAGGGUUCUCUCCUGAGCGUCGAUAGAUGUAAGGCGUUCCACGCCACGGCCCGACAAGCCGCAUCAAACGGAGAACAUGCGGCGGAGGAGUUGAAAUGGCGCCAUCUCGCAGCCAAAAACACGCGUCUGCACACUGGGUGGUCACAGCCCUAUCUCCCAGGAAACAGCCAAGCUGAUAUAACCCUCUCCUUCUCAAUCCCUAACAUUGGGCAGUCUUCCAUUCUGCCAGAAUUCAACACUAGUAUUCCCGACGACACGACAGCCACGUUCUUGGAAGACGAGACAGAAGUUGAUGGCUAUCUCGAGCACUCCCUCACUUUCCAUAGCAACCUCGUGUCAUCCCAAAUUGCUCAAGAUGACAACACAAUCUCCUCGUCCUCGUUCCUCACAACCUCUUUCGGCACUACUACAUCCGAGCCCGACAGUCCCUCAACGCUCAACGAGCACGCCAUUCUCCUACAAGUCUCCCCUACAAUGAGCGUGACGGCAUUAGCAUCCCUACCCAGCGCCCAGCACAUCCGAUCCAUCUACCCGCAGACGCCCACGCCGAAUCUCCUCUGCGCGCUAAUGACGACGCCAGAGCGACGAGAAGUCUUCGUCCGCAAAGGCGCAUACAACAUGAACCUAUGGGAGAUCACAGUAGCCGACGACACCGCGUCCAACUUCAAAGUAUCCUUCUGGCUCCGUCCACCCCGCGAGUCGAACAACGAACAGGCCAAUGCACAGUCCCUUCUACUCCAAACUUUGGAGCGUGCUAGAGUCGGCGACAUCCUCCUCCUGCGCAAUAUAGCUCUCACGUCUUUCCGCGAUGCCGUGUACGGACAGUCUCUCAACCCUGCUAUCACUCGCGCGCGGACGAAUAUCGAUGUGCUGGCGAGUAGUAGCGGGGUGGCUGUUGCGCAACUCGGUGGCCUCCCAGCAGCGGUUGUGGAGACGUUUGUGCGGGUUAAGAGGUGGGCGAGGGCGCAUGUUGCUGCGGAUAGUGCUGGUGUGAGGAAGAGGAAGGGGAGUUUGGCGAAGAGAGAUGGGUCGGCGAAGCGGUUGGGUGGAACACCGCUUUAUGAUGAUUCUUUGCCUCCGGAUACUAUGGAAGGGCUUUGA
This is a messenger RNA of Dothidotthia symphoricarpi CBS 119687, 1155 nucleotides long. RefSeq lists its product as uncharacterized. The coding region runs from base 1 to 1155 and encodes 384 amino acids. Lineage: Eukaryota; Fungi; Ascomycota; Dothideomycetes; Pleosporales; Dothidotthiaceae. The transcript has a single exon. The record is from RefSeq and is a predicted model, not a curated record.